Molecule: messenger RNA, 1793 nt
Organism: Xenopus laevis (African clawed frog)
Lineage: Eukaryota; Metazoa; Chordata; Amphibia; Anura; Pipidae
Exons: 2
Coding region: 183-827 (214 amino acids)
Source: RefSeq, a predicted model, not a curated record
CAAAUCACAAACUAGCAGCACAGCAUGGUAACUUACCAAUGCUCUUAAACUUUAACAAAAUAUCAGUUCAUGGGGGGCCGUGGCCUGGACAUGGAGAGAUAGCGACCCGUCGUACAGAGCUCCGGGGCCCGUGAUUAAGAAAACAUAACUAAAAGCAGUAGGCAGACCAUAAAGCGGUGAAUAUGGGGAAACAUAAGACGAGUAAGGCCAUCCCGGACCAGCAACACGCUCCGGAAGAAAGCACCAUUGCGCAAUAUUUUAGCAAAAGACAGAGAGCGGUUGCCGAGGAGGAAAGGCCCAAAAUGGCGGAGGAGGAUCAGGACGCUGAACAGGACGACCUGAGUGACUCUGAACAGGUCAGUCUAUCCCCAUCAGAUCUCUGCUCAUCCACACUGCCCAAAGGAACAGAGUCCUCACCUAAACCACCGACCAUCACAAAAUCGACGAAGCCCCAGUGGAAACCAGUGCGCAGUGAAACGCAUGCUGGAAUGCACCUCUAUUUUGAUGCGCCCGUGUGUAGCGCAUCUCAAGGGGAAUCAUCAAGUGAGGAGGAAGACUGGGAUCUGCGGGCUUAUUUAAGAAAACUGCCUACAAAAAGAGACAUGGAACAGUUAAUCCAGAGAGUGGAGGAGGCACACAAAAAAGAAAUACAGGAAGUGAACGCGAACAUUACAAAAAUGGCUACCCAAAUUGCUGAGCUGGAGCAAGCAGACGCCUCAACAGUGGACACGGUGAACCAGUUAAGGUUCACAAACAAUCUAUACAACUACAAGACCUCCGUACACACGUGGAGGACCUUGAAAACAGACAGAGACGAAACAAUAUAAGGAAUCAGAGGUCUCCCUGAAAGUGCAGAAUAGGAGGAUAUCAGAGAGACAGUAAAGCUCAUUUUCAAUACUCUGCUGGAAAGACCACACACUGAAACAGUGAUACUGAAUCGGGCGCAUAGGGCAUUGAAACCAAAGAAUUUUGACAGCAAAACCACAAGAGACAUUAUUUGUAGGGUUCAUGAUUAUAACCUUAAAGAGACUAUUAUGAAUAAAGCAAGACUGAACCCGGGAUACAAGUAUGAAGGGGUGCAACUGCAAUUCUUUCCUGAUCUUUCCAGAGAGACACUCUAUAAAAGGAAGUUACUCAAGCAUUUAUUAGAACAACUCCACGAGAGGAAGAUCUCUUACAGAUGGGGGUACACAUUCUAACUGUCAGCCAGGGCACAAGGGAAAACAGCAAUUCUGAAAUCACACAAAGACCUAGCAGCAUUCCUAAAUACUUGGGAAAUUCCAGAAAAAAAGGUUCCAGAUUGGCAAGAGAUGGAAAUAUCAUCAUCGGCACUGGUACCCCAAAGGUCCCAAUGGCAAGAAGUGCGCAAAAGGAGACAAAGAAUUUCUCCACCACAAGCACAGACACCAAGGAAGAAUAAGGGACCCCCACAGCCAACCUGACUCCAAGGACCAAUGAGUAGACACAACGUCUGUGGGAUCUACUUGAUUGAACAAAUGGCAGGACAACUCCAGCAUCUUCUAUUUCAAAUCUGAAGAUAAGGACGGCCAGAAGAAGAAAAUAAUCGAAUAUGUAAUUGUUCUUUCAAGAAAUGAAUGGUGUUCCACAUUGUGCAAAUCCUGGAGUGUACCUCAAGCUGUGUGUAGUGGGAGUCAGAUCAGCCCAAGGACAAUAUAUAUAUAAUAUGCUGAAACUUUUUUUUUUCCCUCUGUAAUUAAAACAUGGUGAUGGGAAUUUUCUUAACCAAGAAAUCUGAUUGUGGCACCUCCUUUGUUAGCUGACUUUGCAUGAUG